AGAAAAAUGAAGCAAAUCACAAAUUAUCCAUAAACAACAUGAUCGAAUGAAAGCUUCUUUCUCCUUGUCAAUUAAGCUUCCUCACUCUCAACUCUAUAAUAUCAACUUCAUUCUACACAAUUAGAAAGAAAAAAAUUAGACAUGUCUCCACAAACAUAAAAAAAUAUUAGUUAUUUAGAAUAUUAAAUAUACCGAAAAAAUUAUUUAUAUGAGUGUAGGAGGUUACCCAUGCGAUGGGUUUACCUAAACCCAAACCCAACCCGAUGAAUAGUGAACGGGUUUAAACUCAAAGCUGGUCCAAAACCCGUCACACAUAUUUUACCCGCGUUGAUCGAGUUUUGUCGGAUAGGAUACCUAUGGUUCGAGUUUUGUUGCCGCGUCUCAGAUAACGACCAAUGUGUUUAACCACCCGAAUCAGAUCGGGGUAAAACACUAAAAAAACAACGAAAUCAAAUACCCGACGGAAACGAUUACGUGUCGCCGGCGUGGUGACCAAAAAAAGCAAAAACCGGAACGUUUGGAAACCGCGAUGAAGUCGCAACUUGCCAACUUGCCAAAGGGGGGAAGCAGGUCGCACAAGGAACGCGAACUGCCAAAAAGCCACAGACAACUACUCAUACUGUUGAUUCUUCCCAUGAAAGGGCAAACCCAGAAACUUGUUAUCGCCAACUGUACGAGAUUCCUAGUGUGAGUCUACGCUCUAAAGUUUCCAUCUUUACGGCCUCGUGCAUCUGUUCUCAGCUUCCUCGCCUCAUCAAGUUCCCGCAUUUCUGCUUCUGAAUUCUGAUCCCUUUCCGGCUCGUCACUUAUCCUUCGAUUCAUAUAUGAAUUCGGAUUGCUGUUUAUGGUCAGUCUUCCAUCUUGGUCUUUGAUGUUUGAUCUUGAAUUUUACUUGGAACGUUUGGAUUUCUGUUCUUGAUUGAGGUUGCGUUGCUUGCUGGAGUUUCUUAUCUGUAUAACAUUAGUUGGAGCUUUGGUCAAUGCUUAAUUGGUGGGGUUGAGAAUUGGACCAGUGGUUGUGGUUGUGGUUGGUUAGUUGACUUUCUAUGGGGUUUAAGCCGGCUUUGAUGGGAAAUUUGUGGCUUGGGCAUUCUUGUUUAUUGCUUGUUCUGACAAAAAAUGAUGAACAAUGUCUUGCUUUACUGCUCAAUUUUUCACUUCAUACUGAGUUUAGUUAGGUGGAUGAACUCAUAUUCCAGAUAUUUGCAGUAUUAACCAAUCGUUUAUGUUUAUCGUGCAGAGAUAUGGAGUGAAUGUGGACGAUAGAUUUGGUAACUUAUCAUGGCUGGCUUGGAGGAGUUGAGAAAGAAGCUGACGCCUUUAUUUGAUGCCGAGAAGGGUUUCUCAGCUGGGCCAUCUUUGGACCUCAACAAUUCGUACAUGCUUUCGGAUGGAGGAACUGUUAACUUAUUGAGCAGAUCAUAUGGGGUGUACAACAUAAACGAGCUUGGGUUGCACAAAAGCACUUCCUCCCCUAUUGGCACGACCGAGCAUAGCGAAAAGACAUAUCGAUGUGCCUCCCACGAGAUGAGGAUUUUUGGUGCUAUUGGUAGUGGUGCAAGCAGUGUCGUUCAGAGAGCUAUCCACAUCCCAACUCAUAGGAUUCUCGCCUUGAAGAAGAUCAAUAUAUUUGAGAAGGAGAAGAGACAACAGCUUCUUACUGAGAUACGGACUUUAUGUGAGGCACCUUGCUAUGAGGGUCUGGUGGAGUUUCAUGGGGCAUUCUACACUCCUGAUUCUGGCCAAAUAAGUAUAGCUUUAGAGUAUAUGGAUGGUGGCUCACUGGCUGAUAUCUUGAGAUUGAGGAAAAGCAUACCGGAACCAGUGCUUUCAUUCAUGUUUCAAAAGCUUCUCCAUGGACUAAGUUACUUGCAUGGAGAGAGACAUUUAGUCCACAGAGACAUCAAACCAGCAAAUAUGCUGGUAAAUCUCAAAGGAGAGUCCAAAAUAACAGAUUUUGGGAUAAGUGCUGGCCUGGAGAAUUCAGUCGCAAUGUGUGCAACUUUUGUCGGAACUGUAACAUACAUGUCACCCGAGAGAAUUCGAAAUGAGAACUACUCGUAUCCAGCUGAUAUCUGGAGUCUUGGCCUUGCUCUUUUCGAGUGUGGAACUGGGGAGUUUCCUUACACGGCUAACGAUGGACCAGUAAAUCUUAUGUUGCAGAUUUUAGAUGAUCCAUCACCUUCACCUCCCAGGGACAAAUUUUCACCAGAUUUCUGCUCAUUUAUCGAUGUGUGCCUACUUAAGGAUCCAGAUGCAAGGCCAACUGCAGACCAGCUUCUUACACACCCAUUUAUUACGAAGCACGCUCAUGACACUAGUGUAGACUUGGCUGCAUUUGUUCGGAGUGUUUUUGAUCCAACGAGAAAGAUGACGGAUUUGGCAGAUAUGCUGACGAUGCAUUACUACUUACUCUUCAAUGGGCCAGAUGAACAUUGGCUGCACAUGACGACGUUGUACAACAACGAGUCAACAUUUAGUUUCUGUGGCAAACAAUCAGUCGGUUCCAGAGAAAUCUUCUCGACCUUGUCGAGCAUCCGAACAACAUUGGCAGGUGACUGGCCACCUCAGAAGCUCGUUCACGUUGUUGAAAAGCUACAAUGUCGUGCUCAUGGCCAGGAUGGGGUUGCAAUCCGAGUUUCAGGUUCCUUCAUCAUUGGAAAUCAGUUCCUGAUUUGUGGGGAAGGUAUACAAGUAGAAGGCCUUCCGAAUUUCAAAGAUCUUUCUAUCGAUAUAGCCUCCAAGCGGAUGGGUACUUUUCACGAGCAAUUCAUCAUGCAACCAGGAAAUGCCAUUGGGUGCUACUUCAUAGCCAAGCAAGAGCUUUUCAUCAUUCAAUAAUAGGUCCGCUCAGUAUUUAUGUAAUGUACCACCUUCUCUAAGGUGAGCUCACUCAAAGCUUUGUCAUUAGCCCUUUGUGCUGCUGCUGCUGUUGUUGUACAUGUAAUCUAGCUUUAAGUAAGAGAUCAAUCAGGUUCUUCAUGUACCCGCUGAUCUUGAUGAGAACCCAAGGAAAUUUGUUUAAAUGUUUACUAAUGAAACUUGCUACAAAUAACCAUUUUCAAUUGAAGUACAAUUCUAGUCUACAUCAAAAUUGUGGUUGCUAUAUGCUUGAUUGACACAUUCUGAUUUCAGCAAAAGUGGUGAUGUUGCAGCUGUAGAAUUGAUGUUGCUAUCUUGCCUUCCCCGGAUUGGCACCUGCACUGCACAUGUUGAUUUUGUGGUUAGUGAUUAGCAAAAAAGGAUUAAGACGAGAUUACCAAUCUACAGCUCUCACUUCUCCAUCAUGGCCUUCCAAUACUGUUGGAUCCAUUUGUGGCCUUUCCACCUGUUGUGAAAUGCUAUACCAGUUGUAGAAGAAGAGACAGCAAAAGGAGAUAGGUUAAUAAGGCUGCUGUGAGUUAGGGCAUCAAACCUGCCCCACGUAAGUAUUUCCAUCACUAAACCCCAGAGUAUGGAAGAAGCAUCAGGACUAAUCACUGACGGCAAGUCAUUAACAAGAAACUCAUCAUUUAUUUUGUUCCGCGCAAUCUAUUCUUCAGUAUCUUUAUACCUGAAAAUACGCACGAUCACAUAUAGCAGUGAAAAACUGGAAGCGUUAGAAGAAGACAAAUCACCUAUCAACAAAAUAGAAUUCCCUUGACAAUCAUAUUUCUAUUGAUCCCCACAUAGAUAAAAAAAAAUGGAUAUAGUUUCUAUAAAGAGCUAAGAAUCCCAAGUGAACUAAAUAGAGGUUAUUUUUUUUCAUUUGUAGUGCAUUAAAAUAACAAAAAAGAAGGGUGGGUUUGUUGGGUUUGGUCCAGAACAUUGUGGAGGAGAAUUAAGAUAAUAAAGUCCAAAAAAUAGUUAAAGCAAAAAUGAGAUUAUUGUGGAUCGAACUUGUUUGGGAGAAAUUUUACAAUGCUAUAUAGUAUUGGUGCUAUAGGAUUUUGUCUUUAUGGUACAACUUAAAAUUGUACAUUUACGUUAUGGUACAACUUCAGAUUGUACCUAUACUUUUUGUGCAAAUUCUUUUAUGGUACAACUUGAACUUGUACUUUUAUGUGAUGGUACAACUUCAAGUUGUAAAGUUGUACCAUAACAUAAUGGUACAAAUUGCUUUAUGGUACAACCUAAACUUAUACAUUUAAUGUUAUGGUACAACUUUAAGUUGUACAUUAAAGCACCAAUACUAUAUAGCAUAGUAGAAGUGCUCCUUGUUUGGUUUGGUCCAGAACAUUGUGGAGGAGAAUUAAGAUAAUAAAAUCCA
This is a messenger RNA of Linum trigynum, 4249 nucleotides long. The record is from the annotation of a GenBank genome assembly. Lineage: Eukaryota; Viridiplantae; Streptophyta; Magnoliopsida; Malpighiales; Linaceae.